Messenger RNA from Pseudomassariella vexata, 312 nucleotides. RefSeq lists its product as uncharacterized. The record is from RefSeq and is a predicted model, not a curated record. The coding region runs from base 1 to 312 and encodes 103 amino acids. NCBI's taxonomy places the organism in Eukaryota, Fungi, Ascomycota, Sordariomycetes, Amphisphaeriales, Pseudomassariaceae. The transcript has a single exon.
AUGGUUUGGCCGACUCUUGAAGCUUUUCUCACUCUUCCCAAUGUCUUAAGUCUUCCAGAGGUCUUGAAAUGGCUUCUUGAUACUAUACUGUCUCACCGAUCACAAAAAAAUGAUGAUGAAUAUCGGGAGCCCCUGACUCGCUCCGUUCCCGCUGAAGAGGUCAUGAUUAAAGAACUCUACACCCGCUCCAUAACCCCAGAGUGGCUUAUGACCGAGGCCAAGGGCAUCUACGUAGGCCUCACGAUAGUCGAAUCCAAAUGUAUCGAGAUGGACAGCGGAUUGAAUACAACACUUAACCUCAACAACAUAUAA